Molecule: messenger RNA, 3559 nt
Organism: Amphiprion ocellaris (clown anemonefish)
Lineage: Eukaryota; Metazoa; Chordata; Actinopteri; Pomacentridae
Gene: or41a3
Product: odorant receptor, family 41, subfamily A, member 3
Biological process (GO): G protein-coupled receptor signaling pathway
Cellular component (GO): membrane
Molecular function (GO): olfactory receptor activity; G protein-coupled receptor activity
Source: RefSeq, a predicted model, not a curated record
UAGUAAUGUAUUCCAUAACUAAAAUGCAAAAUCUCUUAUUUUUAUUUUAUGAAACCACGCUAAAAUCUCUGAGCUACACUGCAGGAAAUCAGAGCAAUAUGAAUGAUAUAAGCUGGAGACUACAAACAGCUCAUCCUCUCGAGCAUUUACAAGUUGACUCAUUUGUGCAGCUGUGUAAUCAACACAACUAACAAACUAAGUUGAGUAUUGCACACUUCCACCUGUUUUCCACCUCAUUCUUUUUUUGUUUUUAUCCUUAAUUGGUCCAAAGUGCAAACAGUUAAUGGUUUGUCAGAUUCACAGUCAUUACUCCCAAUUCUCUGAUGAUUUCAUCACAAAUUGGGCCCAUAAGAACCAUUUUGACUAGGAUCACUGUGGCCUGUUCAGUGAUAAAUGCAUCUUUGGGGACCAUUAUCCAACAGACCAAUCACCGUAAUGCAUUGUUUACUUGCUUAAGGAUCUGAGCAGACAGAGUUCACAAAUCAUUUCACAUAGUAUCAAGACUGUUAGAAAAUAAACAUAUAUACAUCUAAUUAAGAAAGCCAAUAUACACAAUAAUAAUUAACAAUAACCCCUCAUUGCCAAAUUAAUCUGAUUAAACUGGGGAUGUUCCUGAUUUCUCUUUUCAGUCACAAAGGGUCACUGGACUCUUUCUGUAAUGUUUAAGUGAUUCAUAUAAACUCAAGACUUAUGCUUGCACAUUUAUUGGCCAAUUUUCCAUAUUAAGGAACUUACACACCUCAGACCAUUUAAGAGGUAAGGACUACAGACAUGGCUGCUGAUUCAAUUAUAUAAUGCAGUUCUUUAAUACAGGUGCAAUUCAAACUUUUUUCAUACUGCUGGCUUUGCCAAAGUUGAUCUGGACUGAGUCUAUGAGGGUCUUUGCCUACUGACUCAUCCAGCAACAUGAUAGCUCUAUCAUGACCUAUUUUGCUUUUUUUUUUUUUUAAUUCUGAAAAGAUCCCAUAUUUCUCUGCCUUCAGGAGGACUGAUGAGAUGAUCAAAGUGGGUACAGCCCUGCUCUCCAUGGACCAAAUUAAAAGGCUUUUACUUUUAAGUUUCAAAAGGAAGCAUUAUCUCUGGAGAUCAAUGAGAUACACAUAUAUAUUUUCUGCUGUCUGUCACACGUGUUGCUGUCUGCAGUCUACUGUUGGAGCGAGCAUCACAAGACUUACUGCUAUUAAAGACUGGAGAGCUAUUAUGCAGAGGCCGUCCUCCAACAGAGACUGCUGAGAUCAACUAUGUCUUUUCUCAGGACUGUUUUAAAUGGCUCUGUGAUCAUUCAUCCUCCAGGUUUCUAUAUCCUUGGAUUUCAGACCUUUCCUUCCAUUAGUUUCUACUUCAUCUUUCUAGCAUUUGUUUAUGUGGUUACAGUGCUGUUCAACAGUUUGGUGAUGUGCGUCAUUGCCUUUAAUCAUUGCUUACACACUCCAAAAUUUCUGGCUGUUCUCAACCUUGCAGUGAUUGACGUCAUACUAAACACAUGUACUAUUCCCAGCAUGAUAAAAAUAUUCCUUAUUAAGGAUAACUUUAUUCCUUUCAACCUAUGUUUGGUACAAAUGUUUUUCUACUAUACCUUAGCUAGUUUGGAGUCAUAUGCACUUGCUAUUCUUGCUUAUGACCGGCUUAUCGCAAUAUGUUUCCCUCUGCGUCAUAACUCAAUCAACACAUUGCGGAGAAUGUGUUGUAUUGUCAGCAUGUCAUGGUUUUUUGCUGUGGUAGUCACUACAUUUUCAGUAGGUAUAAUGACUGAACUCUUUUGCAACUCUGUCAGAGUGUUCAGCUACUUCUGUGACUAUGCUCCUGUGUUUAGACUCGCCUGUAAUGACAACACAAUGCAGUGGUGGGCGGCCUCUAUGUUGACCAUCUUUCUCCUUGUAGUACCCUUUAUUUUCAUUCUUCUCUCUUAUAUCAGCAUUCUAGUGACUGUGUUCAGGAUGAAAUCACUGGACAGUCGGGUGAAAGCUUUAGCCACUUGUGUCGAGCAUGUUAUUCUUGUGGCCGUAUUUUACAUUCCUCUUCUUGUUAUUUUCACAGUAGGGUUUUAUCUCAGAGUCAUUGACCCAGAGCAGCGUGUGCUCAGCCUGUCAUUGGCCUCUUGCAUCCCACCCUGCAUCAAUCCUAUUGUCUAUUCUUUAAAAACCAAAGACAUCAAAAUCAGAGUGCUGGCACUGAUCAGGAAAAAUCAAGUUGGUGAGCAACAAAAAUGCCACAAAACUCUAAAGUAAUCCUUGUAGAAUUAGCAAAACAGAGCAAUAAAAUGAACCAAGAGCCUAAAAUGUGUGGAAUAAUGUCCGGACACAGAAAUGGUAAUCCAAAAUAGGUCAUCAGUUUCGUACAAGCAUUAGAGCAUCAAUUCCAAGAAAGUUAACAACAUUACUGUUAUGUAAAACACAAUCUGGAGGCACAAUUUCAGCUCAGCCUUGGACUCAAUGGAUUAUGUGAUCACCAUGGUGAACACCGUGGACCGGCCUGUCUGUUUUGGGUUUUUUUUUAGCUUUGUCUUUGUGCAGUUAUAUCUGAAUGUUUAUUUCUGUGUGGAGCAAAUUGUCCUUGUUGCUAUAUUUUACAUUAUUUCCAUGUUUGGGUUUUAUGUGUGAGUCAUUGAAAUGGAUCAGCAUGUGCACCACCUAUUGUUGGACUCUUGCAUCUCUGCUUCAAUCCUAUUGUGUACACCUUAAAAAAGAGAGACAGCAAAAAUAGUCUACUGUAUUUGAGCCUACUAGAAAAAAAUGCCAAACAACAGUGUUCCCUAUGAGAGCAAUGGCAUUAAUUCUGAGAUGAAAAAUGUAGGACAUGAAGUGUGUGUAGUUUGUGGAAGAUUUUAAUAAUGUUUAUCCCGUUUGUUUCAAGAAACUAGUAAUAACUUUGUUUUGGGUAAGUAUUGCAAACCCCAAUCUGUGCUUUUAAUAUGACUGCAGUUAUGUGCCCUCUAGCUAUAGCCCUUUAACUGUUUGCAUUAAAGUGUGAUAAUCUAAGGCUGACAAAGUGCUUCAAACUACUGAAUUUUGUAAAUAUCUUGACUUGUGUAACACUGCCCCCAAAUCUGAUAAACUGGCCCUUUUGUUUGGAUGUUUUAUUGUGUAAAGUCUGACUGUUUUUUUUUUUUUCCUGCCUUUGUAAUGACCAUACUAAGAGCGAUCAUUCUGUAGACAUCCAAUGCCCAUAACAGCAGAGCUUUGUAAUGUUCUCAUUUCCCACUGAGAAUGGUUUGAACCUAAAAACAGUGCUCUUUUACAGCAGCCUCUGUGUUUCCUUGUGUUCACUGGCAUGUCACAUAUUUCCAGUUAUUUGGUGCACAUGUGUGAAAAAAUGGGACAUAACUUGGGAUGACAUGUAAUGACAACAGUUCAUUUUCUGUAUUGAAUUUUAAUAAUUGAAUGUUCUCGAGGUGUACAAUAACAUGAUGAAUUAUAAUUUGCAAUACAUUAAUAUGAUUAAUAUGUUCCAUCCAAAAUAUUUAGUUUUCUUGUUUAAGUAAAAUAAAAAAAUGUAUUUUACGUGACUAAUAAAAAGCUGUGAUUUGAAAACUAAAACUUAUCCGUUGUUACUGACUCCU